Molecule: messenger RNA, 1256 nt
Organism: Andrographis paniculata
Lineage: Eukaryota; Viridiplantae; Streptophyta; Magnoliopsida; Lamiales; Acanthaceae
Product: CASP-like protein 4B1
Exons: 3
Coding region: 239-781 (180 amino acids)
Source: RefSeq, a predicted model, not a curated record
GUGUAAUAAUGCCUACACAGAUCAGAUCAGAUCAGGGUAGCCUCCCCUCGCAACUACGUUAACUACCGAUCAUCAUCUCAUCAUCAUCAUCAUACAUCAAUAAAUGAAAACAACCAAGAGAAAGAAUAUCGCCAAAAAGACAAAACCCGACCACAUCAGCACCAAACUGUCUGGAAAUUGAUAUAGCAAGCAGGGCAGAGCAACAUCAUUUUAGUGUCCCUUUCUCGCUGGCAACCACAUGACGAAUCCUACAGAUACACCGCAGUCACCGCCGCCGCCGGGCGGGACCGGAAUUUCAGGCAUCGCGCGGCGAUGGAAUAGGGACGAUCUCGUGAAGAAAGGGUCCUUGCCUUUGCGGGGAUUUGGAUUCGUGUUCUCUUUGUUAUCUUUUAUUAUUAUGGCCAGCAACAAACAUGGUGAUUGGAAAGACUUCGACAAAUAUGAAGAAUACAGAUACGUAUUGGCAACUGCAAUUCUAUCAACUCUCUACACGGGCCUCCAAUCUUUGCGGGAUAUUCAUCAACGCUACACAGGCACCGAGAUUUUGUCGAGGCACAAGUUGGCCACGCUUGAUUUUAUUGGUGAUCAGAUCUUGGCGUACCUGUUGAUAUCAGCCGCCUCAUCCGCUGUGCCUUUAACAAAUAAAAUGAGAGAAGGAGCAGACAACAUAUUUACGGAUGCCUCAGCAUCGGCCAUCAGCUUGGAGUUCCUUGCUUUCCUCUCAUUGGCAUUGUCGGCUCUUGCUUCUGGAUACAAACUCACAAAUCAAUUAUACACCUGAUCCGAUUCAUCGGCUCCAGCCAUUUUUACAUGUAAUUAAUUAAAUGUCAAUGUGUUUUAAGAUUGUAAAGCUCUCUUUAUAGAACGACAACAUUUGUCUUUUGCACCUGGUCCCUGAAUCUUUAGAGCUGCUAGCAGUGAACAUUGACAUGUUCUUUAAUUAUACUAACUACAGGAUACCGCUUCAAUCCAUCUUUCCUUCUCUUCUUCUAUGUUAUCUUACCACAACAGACAACAGUCACCAGUAUUCAAGAUUAAUCAGUGGGCGGAACCAGAGACGUGCUAUUAAUUAAUAAUAUAUUGAAACAGAAUUCAUUGCUUGUAUUACACAGUCAAUACAUUGAAAAUGGAAAGUGUAUAAAAAAAUGAAAAUGAAUCCAAAGCUCCUUUCCUAACACAAUUUCGUUAUUCUACUUUUCUGUUGCAAAAGCAAACCUGAUCCAAGGCUGCCGUCUAGCCUAAUUUCAAUGGCCACC